AGAUCAAUCAUUUCUGAUCCAACUCCAGAACUUCCUGGCACACCAAGCCGCCCCUUUGUCAAUCUGAUUAACUCUCUUCUAAUAAAAGAUCCUGCUGAAAGAAUGCAGUGGCCCGAGCUUGCUGGACAUGCUUUCUGGAAAACAAGAUUUUCUGCAGUGCCUUUACCUCCUCAGCCUGCCUUUGAUAAUAUGAUAGAAGUUUCUUCUAGAUUAUGCCUUUCAGAACGGAACAGUGACAAACCAAUUCAAAACAAGACACCACAAAAGACCUGUGAAAAAGAUUCAAAGGCAUCCCUCAGGCAGGAUGAAAAUUCAAAUACUGGAUCUAGAGGUCACGUGACACCAAUCAAGGGCAUAUCCAGUGGCCGGAAAGCUCAAAUGAAGGGUUCUGGCAGGACACUUGAUGACAAGCAGAAAGACAUCUCAAGCAAUACUAAGGGCGUCAAUCUAUUACGUCUUUCAAGAAUUGCAAAAUCAAACUUAAUGAGGGAAAAUGAGAAGGAGAACUACCGCAGGCCAUUGCCUAAUAAUUCUGAGAAUGAUGCUGACCUGAAGGUUGAAAAUACUGACAUGGAACUUGAUUUUAAUGAGAAUAAUGAGGAUGAUACACAAGAUGAAGCUGAUGAAACUGACAGCACUCAAUGUCCCGAGUCAAUUACUUCAACUCCAAAUCAGGCAGAGGGUCACGUGGAAGAGAUGGAUAUUGACAGCAGACAUCCAGAUGCAUCAGCUGUGGUUAAUACACCUUUCUCAGAUGAUUCAAGGACAUCUGACCAUGAACCGACUUCUGAAUACGAAGUGGCUGCUAUGCUACCAAGUGAUAGCCCUCAGCUAAAGACUCCUGCGAUUAAAGGAAAUCCCGGGAAUGUCUCUGAUAUCUCAAAACCAUCUAAGAACCUUUCAGAUAUUCUCUGGCAUCCUUCUGAUCUUUCAGUUAGACCUGUAAUGCCUAGCAAAAAAUCUGAUAAAGGUUCAGAUGCGAUUCCUUCACUUUCAUUCGAUGCACCUCAGGUGUCUGAUUUUGUCAAAAUGUCAAAGGAGCAAUUAGACACUUUUAGUAGUAGGAUCAUCAGUAUUGUUAGUGGGAAUACUGCCUCUGGGGAGAAGCAAAAUCUGAUCAGGUACCUUGAGCUUUUGACCAGCAAUGCUGAGGCAGCCAACAUCUUGACCAAUGGACCUAUUAUGUUGGUUCUAGUCAAAAUGCUUCGUCACUCCAAGGCUUCGCUGUUGCGUGCUCAACUUGCUUCACUUAUUGGCUUGUUGAUUCGUCACUCUACUUUUAUUGGAGAUGAGCUGGCAAAUUCUGGAAUUUUAGGUGCACUAACCGAUGGUCUGAGAGACAGGCAAGAGAAAGUGAGAAGGUUUUCCAUGGCUGCUUUGGGCGAAUUGCUAUUUUACAUAUCUACUCAAAAUGAGCAUGCGCGGGAUAAUAAACCAAUGGAAUCUCCAUCUAAGGACAGCCGACCCUCAUCCUGUUGGCAGGUGACAAGUCCAAUAAUUUCAUUGGUUUCAUCAGUUUUACGGAAUGGAGAGGAUGAUAUUACUCAACUUUAUGCUCUGAGGACAAUUGAAAAUAUCUCCAGUCAAGGAGGGUACUGGUCAGCUCGUUUCGCCAGCCAAGAUGUGAUUACUAACCUCUGCUACAUAUUUAGGGCUCCUGGAAAGCAGGAUAGCAUGAGGCUGACAGCAGGGUCUUGCUUGGCUCGUCUUGUUCGUUUUAACCCUUCUAGCAUUCAACGAGUCAUUGAAAAACUCUCAUUCAAGGAUAUGGCUUCAAGCCUGGUUAAGCGUAAUCCACGAGAGCAACAAAUCUGCUUAAACAUUCUGAACAUGACCCUCCUUGAAAGUCAUAUGCUUCCAAAUGUUGGAAGGUACCUUCUCACCUUGGUGGAAGACAAGAAUCUUGUUCCUAACCUUGUGACUCUAAUUGAGCAGGGAAGUGAAGUCUUGAAGGGAAAGACACUAAUUUUUGUGGCUCUACUUUGUAUGAAUGGGAAGAGAUGGCUGCCACUAUUUUUUUGCAAUGCAAAACUGCUCUCGACUGUUGAUAGGUUGGUAAAGGAGAAGGACGACUUUGUGAAGCAGUGUUUAGAUGCACUUGGGAUGGUUGUUGCAUCAACUGUACCAAGUUUGCUAGAGUCUAUAUCUGGGGAUAUUCAGCAACUGAAGGGUGGUAAACGUCGUGGACAGAUGAUUAGCCUCACUAGUCGAAAUUCUUCUAAGAAUAGUAUGCAUUUGUUUCCUGUUGUUCUCCAUCUUCUUGGGUGUGCUUCAUUGAAAAGAAGGGUUGCUAGUCGUCAGGUUCUGCAGCAGUUGGCAAAUCUGCUUAAACUGGCGGAGUCUCCUUUCCAGGGUAGAGAUGAUUUUCAGAUAACACUUUUACGGGUUCUCGAGUCUAUAGCAGAGGAGAUAUCUGUGGUUCAAGAAAGUUCUAGCAUUUUUGUCAGUCAGAUCCUACCUAGUUUAUCUGUUAUAUACAGAGGAAAUAAAGAUGGAGAUGCCAGAUUCUUGUGUCUGAAGAUUUUCUUUGAUGUGAUGGUCAUUUUACUGGAUGAAACGUCUGAAAAAGAAAAGUCGGAGAAUUUGAAGUCCAUAUCUAAUUCUUACUUCCUUCCUCUCUACCCAUCUUUGAUUGAGGAUGAGGACCCAAUACCUGUGUAUGCGCAGAAACUUCUUGUGAUGCUCAUCGAAUAUAACCAUAUAAAAAUUGCAGACAUUGUCCACAUGAAGAUAAUCUCACAGUGCUUUGAAUUUCUUCUUGGUGAUUUCUCAACUGCAAAUGUCAACAACCUACUGCUCUGCUUGGCUCUUACAUCUGCACCAGAACUGGAAACCAAAAUUCUCUCCCAACUAAAAGUUGUCAGAAAGAUUGGAAGCCUUUUGGAGUUUGUAUGUGCAAAGGAGAUGGAAGAUUUCAUUGAACCUACUCUUCGUCUGUGUAGGGCUUUCCUUUUACGCUCAGUAGGCAGUAUGAGAGGGUCUAUGUUUGCAAAAGAACCUUGUCUAUUAUAUGAAAAUUCCUCUGAUGGAGCUAGUGCCUUUGAUCAAUAUGAAUGCAUCAGAGAUAUAAUGGACUUUGGUGAAAAUGUUGGGGUCUUACUAGAACUCACCCGUUUCAAUGAGAUUAAUGUUGCAGAUUUAGCUUCUGAAUGCUUAAUUUUAUUGCUCAAGGCAGCUCCAAGGGAAGCUACCACUGGAUUCUUGACAAACCUUCCCAAAGUCAGUCUUAUCCUUGAGUCAUGGAAACAAAGCAUCUCCCACUUGCUGUUGCAACGGAUUCUGAUUGCACUUGGUUAUUCUUGUCGACAGUACCUGUCACAUGCAAUGAUAUUGUCAAUAUCUUUGCCCGAGAUAUCAAAAAUCGAAGGGAUUGUUUCUCAGGUCAAAAGCUCCACUAUACCAGCUCUCACUGAUGCUGCUUCUCGUGCAGCAUUGGAGCUUCAGAGACUGCCUCGUUGCAUUUGAGUUUUGGAAGGUUAGCUGUUUGCUUUGGUUGUAUGCCACAUUCUCAUCUGCAGUCUUCCAUCAGGAGUUACAGGGUCAUUUCAAACCUUCUUCAUGGCAUGGACAUGGAUUAUAACUUACUGAAUCUUAAACCGCUCCUUUGCACUGAGCGCAGCCAACAGCAGGGUUGAAGCAUGUUUUAUCUCCCAUUUGGGACAGAUACAUAAACUGCAGCUUGGAUCAAACGGAAAUUGUGUGGAGAAAAGUGUAGUCAUCGACCUUGUGUAUAAUCUAGUGUAUGACAAUAUCAUCCUUAAUAUCUUCAGUUGAGUGAUAUUCUUUGUAAUAUCUUCAUGCUGCCUUAGCCACUUCUUUAUAUAUUUCCCAUCACUGCUAUUUUCUUUCGAAAUAGUACUAAUUAUUUGGUGGCCAUAAUAAUUCAAUUUAUGCC
This is a messenger RNA of Nicotiana tabacum (common tobacco), 3895 nucleotides long. Lineage: Eukaryota; Viridiplantae; Streptophyta; Magnoliopsida; Solanales; Solanaceae. The record is from RefSeq and is a predicted model, not a curated record.